This is a messenger RNA of Colletotrichum destructivum, 1785 nucleotides long. RefSeq names its product Putative beta-lactamase/transpeptidase. The transcript has 3 exons. Bases 413 to 1657 code for a protein of 414 amino acids. The record is from RefSeq and is a predicted model, not a curated record. NCBI's taxonomy places the organism in Eukaryota, Fungi, Ascomycota, Sordariomycetes, Glomerellales, Glomerellaceae.
UCUCCCUUGUUCAUGGGUUGUCGGACACAGAACGUGUUCCUGGCCCGGGGUUCCGUCCGUCGUAAUUCCACAGCAGCUUGCCUACCUGUCCUAGCAAGCAUUUUGGUGCCGACAAAGUGUGUGGGCAUUCUUCUCGAGAUUCCCACGGGCUUCCAAGGUUUUUCUAGUGCACUUGUCACUUCAAGGGUUGAAUGGAGCCCAUUGCAGCCGGCAGAAACCAAAGAACUUGGCCGAACCCGCAUAGCUGCCAUAAUAUCCGGGGUGUCUACCCAAAACUCUCGCAUUCGCGCUGCAUUCGAAUCAUCCGUCUCUCUCCAAUCAAACCGGCUUCAGUAUUCGUCCCAUAUACCUGUCCAUCACGUCCUACCGAGUUUGAAGCGGACCUUCAGAGAGCCGAGCCAGAUCUCCAACCAUGCCUCUCUCAUCACAAGCCGUCGACGAGAUCAGGACCAUAGUAGAAAAUGCCGUGACGUCGGACCCCCGAAAGAUCCCCGGAACGACCGUGGUCGUCGUCGACCGCACCGGCGCCGAGCAGUUCGCCCACUCCGCAGGACAACGAGGCAUAUCAUCCAACGAGCCAAUGACUCUGGAAAACGUCUACUGGAUGGCCUCGUGCACCAAGAUGGUCGUCGGCAUCGCGUGCAUGCAGUUGGUGGAGAAGGGCGCUCUCAGGCUGGACGACUCGGCUCACCUGGAGAAGCUGUGCCCCGAGCUGGCCGAUGUCAAGGUGCUCGACGCCGAAGGCAAGCUUGUGGACAAGAAGCGGGGGAUAACGCUGCGCAUGCUGCUGACGCAUACCGCUGGGUUUGGAUACACCUUCUUCAACGAGAGACUGCGCAAUUGGAGUCUCCCGGCCGGGAUCGACGAGUUCUCGGGGAGCAUACGGGACAUGAUGCAGCCGCUUCUAUUCCAACCAGGGGAAGGCUGGGAGUAUGGCGUUGGUAUCGACUGGGCUGGCAUCGCUCUUGAGCGUGUGACGAAUACCAGCCUCAACGAGUAUAUCCAGGCCAACAUCUGCCAGCCACUGGGGCUCCAGAAUGUCAACAUGAUCCCGACACCUUCGAUGAAGGCACAGCUCGCCUAUAUGCACCACAAAAGGCUUGACGGCAAGCUAGUUACCAGAGACCACCUUCUUCACCGGCCACUCGUCGUCCAGUCAGAAGAAGAGGUCCGCGGGUGUUUCAACAGCGGCGGCGCCGGCAUCUUUGCCAAGCCGCAAGAAUACAGUCGUAUACUCGCAGUCUUCCUCAACGACGGGACCUGCCCCGUCACGAAGGCGCAACUCUUGAAAAAGGAGACGGUGGACGAGAUGUUCAGGAACCAGAUCUCCCAAUUCCCAGACUUCGCCAAACAAGGCGUCCAGGACGCUAAGCCGGAGCUGGCCAUGGCGAUCCCGGAGCUCUACCCGGUCCCGGAGGGCACGCCACAGGGGUGGGGGCUGACGUUCAUGAUCACCGGCGGGACAACGGGGCGGUCAGACGGCACGGCAUGGUGGGCGGGGCUGCCGAACCUGUUCUGGUGGUGCGAUCGAGAGAACGGCGUGGCCGGCAUCGUGUGCUCUCAGAUCUUGCCCUUUGGCGAUCCGGCGGUGAUGGGGUUGUGGUCCCAGGUUGAGACGGCCGUCUACAAGGGGCUCGGGAUCUCGAGCAAAGCGUGAUUGUGUCUAGUUAUAUUGCCUCGGGUCGUUGCUCUCUCUACCGUAGUGCUCAACUCUAUUCAAGUUCGUCUCUCGAGACCGUCGACUUCAGAAUGUCGAGAAAAGUUGACACAAAUUGAAAGCUUGUC